Messenger RNA from Branchiostoma belcheri (Belcher's lancelet), 2448 nucleotides. Its product is annotated as putative insulin-like peptide receptor. Lineage: Eukaryota; Metazoa; Chordata; Leptocardii; Amphioxiformes; Branchiostomatidae. Gene Ontology annotation, cellular component: signaling receptor complex. Gene Ontology annotation, biological process: multicellular organism development; cell surface receptor protein tyrosine kinase signaling pathway; protein phosphorylation. The coding region runs from base 1 to 2448 and encodes 815 amino acids. The transcript is spliced from 11 exons. Gene Ontology annotation, molecular function: transmembrane receptor protein tyrosine kinase activity; protein binding; ATP binding. The record is from RefSeq and is a predicted model, not a curated record.
AUGGCACCUUCUAAUGGCAACAUCUACGGCGGUAGUUCUUAUGGGGACGUCGUUACGUAUUACUGUGACGCUGGAUACGAGAUCAGCGGCGAUGAAGAACGAACUUGCCAGUCGGACCAGACCUGGAGCGGCACUCAUCCUACAUGCGCCCAUGCAAAAUUAACAAAUUUGUACGAACCACCACCUUCACUUCCCCCGCCUGUGCCGGCUCGGCCACAGUUCCUAGAGUACGAGGUAAACCCGGAUGAUCUGCUACUGAAUGAACAGAUCGGCAGAGGGGCCUUCGGCAUCGCCUUCCUUGCGACUUUAAAGAGAGCUGUUGAUGGUCUUCUCACGGAACAAACAGUGGUGGCCAAAACUGUCCGUGAGAACGCGAGAGAAGAGGAGAUACAGAAUUUUAUACAAGAGGUCGACACCACCAUCACCCUGAGGGGCCACAUCAACCUGCUCGGUCUUGUGGGCUGUUGCACACUGUCCCACCCUCCCUACCUGGUGACGGAGUACAUGCCGUAUGGAGACCUCAAGAACUUCUUACUCAAGUGCAGGAAGAGGCUCCAAGACAGCAUGUAUGACUUCGACGACAUGAAGAUCUACCAGGUAGCACGGCAGGUAGCAAACGGAAUGACCUACAUUUUCCAGGCUGGUUACGUGCACGGUGAUCUGGCCGCCCGGAACGUGCUGGUAGGAGAGGACCUGGUGGUGAAGAUCGCAGACUUCGGCCUGACAACAGACAUCUACGAGCGAGGCUACCAGCGUCAGGAUCCGGAGCAGAAGAUCCCCCUGAGGUGGAUGGCGCCGGAAAGGCUAAUGCGAGAGGGCCGGUACACAAGCAAGAGUGACGUUUGGUCCUUCGGUGUGGUCCUGUACGAGAUCGCUACGCUCGGGAACGUGCCCUAUCCGGGUCGGGAACGCACGCUCCUGGAGGAACUCCGCACAGGGUACCGCGAACCACGCCCGCCUGGCCUUAAACAAGAACUGUACGACAUGAUGCUGCGGUGCUGGCAAUGGGAGGAAGAUGAUCGCCCGGAGUUUGAGGAGCUUUACGAUGAGCUGGACGCUGUGGUAGAAUUGAUGGCCAAGGAUUACGUAAAACCCAGUUCCGGCUCCCCGGUGGGGGGUCAGAAUGAAGCAGCAGAAGCUCUUGAAACCUCGUACGACGUCCCAAAGUCGGGCCCGAUGGGGAUGCAACUCCGCGUCACUGCAGACGUCUACAACAGCGAAGAUCGUGAUGAAGUCGACUCACUCGCGUCCACAAAUGCAGAAGCCAGUUCCGCGCCAAUAGAGAACGAUGUCGACACUGACAAUGAUAUCCAUACAGCAGUUGAGAAGUGCAAGGCCACACAGCAAGACACCCUCUCGGAAAGUGAAGACCACGACCAAUUACAAGUGGAAUCCUCCAGCCCACCGGGUGCAGUAAUUAUGGAUACCAACGACAGUUCCACCGACUCCGAGCUGCCAGAUCCAGCGAAUGUGCAGAAAAGUGAAACCCCGGCUACAAGUGAGGACAUCUCCGGUGAUGCUGAAGAAGAAAUGCCUCCAACAACAGAAGAAAGUGCAGACAUUGACUACGCAGGCGCCCAUGACGGCCACGGGAUCACCGACGCAACAGCUCUGUACAUCGCUUCCUUCGUGGGACAUGCCGACGUAGUGAGGCUGCUGAUCCGCAAGGGGGCGUCUUUAACGAAGAGAUCCAUUGGGAAAUCUAACUCUCCCCUUCUUAUAGCAGCGGCCAAAGCGGCGGGUGCGGCAACGGUGACGACCGCUCAGGUGGCCGUGCCGGGUGGGUCCAACCCCAAGGGUGCCAAGACAAGCACCGUGACGGCGACUACAGGGGGCGGAAAAGGGAAACACACCAUGCCGAAAGCUUCGGGGCCAGUGACCGCUACCAGCUCGGCCACGACUACUGCGGUCCCAGGGACCAGCUCAGCGUCCGCCUCGGAGGUCCCCGCUCAGGGCGCGGAAACGCCGCAGGAGAGUCGAGACGAGUUGGUUAGCCAGGCAGGAAUAAGACUAAGAUCAGGAAAGAAGUGGGCAGCAGCAGAAGCAGUCGCCAGCGCAACAAGUAGACUUAAGCACAGAGACAUCGUGGGAGUAGUAGCUCAAGGCAGGAGAGGGUUUGGAGCAGGAAGGGAAGGAACCCAGAGAUGGGCUGCAAACCUGAAGAGGUGGAGGAAGAAAGAUGAAGACAAGUGUGAGCUCUGUGGCAAGACAGGGAACCUUAGCCACGUCCUAACAAGCUGUCCGGUUGCACUAGGCAAGGGGCGGUACACCUGGCGCCACAACCAAGUCCUGAAAGUGAUAGCCAGUGCAGUAGAAGAACAGAUAACGGAGAAUAAGGUCAAGGGAAAGCAGAGGAAGGGAUUGCAGUUCAUCAGCUUUGUAAAGGAGGGAUGGAGAGGAAAGAGUAAAGAGAAGAAGGAAAGAGAGCAGAUAGGAAUCAUAGCAUAA